Chlamydomonas reinhardtii is the source of this 2056-nucleotide messenger RNA. RefSeq lists its product as uncharacterized. Gene Ontology annotation, molecular function: RNA binding. The record is from RefSeq and is a predicted model, not a curated record. The coding region runs from base 113 to 1663 and encodes 516 amino acids. Gene Ontology annotation, cellular component: cytosol. Gene Ontology annotation, biological process: tRNA nucleoside ribose methylation. NCBI's taxonomy places the organism in Eukaryota, Viridiplantae, Chlorophyta, Chlorophyceae, Chlamydomonadales, Chlamydomonadaceae. The transcript is spliced from 6 exons.
GCACAGCUUAUUCAGCGCGAUGCUUGAAAACAACGUGCGUCGCCGACCAGUGGGUCCGCCGAGUUUAGGCUCUGAACUAGUGUGGCGGCGACUGCGUGGGCCUGAAUUUUGCAUGCAAAGUUCUUUGCGCGCCUGCGAGCGGCAAGGAGGAUGCGGCAGCCAAAGCUCCAAAACAAGGUUUGGUUGCAGGGCUCACGCCUUGGCGAGCUGGACCGCUGCGGCGUGGGGGCGUGGCGCGGCCGGCCCAACAGCCACGGCUCGUUUGCGCGCGGUGGCUAAGAGCACCGCGACGCCCGCACCCGCCACGUCCAUUUCGUCUUCCACACCACACGAAGCGCCACAGCUUGCAGCUGGCUCAGGGCCGCCGUCGCCCGCGGCUUCAGGGCCGGCGCUGCCGCACGACCUGCUGCUGUCGGACGUUCGGGUGGUGCUAGUGGCCCCAAAGCACGAAGCCAACAUCGGCGCUGUGGCUCGCGCCGCCGCCAACUUCGAGUGCCUGAACCUGUACAUCGUGGCGCCGCGCUGCGACGGCGCUGCCGCCGGCUGGACCGGCGAGGCGCGCAAGGUGGCGUGCGGCGACUCAGUGCUGGACAGGGCAGUGGUGGUGGACACACUGGAACAGGCGCUGGCGGACACCAGCAGCAGCAUCGGCUUCACGAGACGCACGGGGGCGGCGCGCCGCACGCACGCCUCGCUGGGCCACCUGCUCGCUGAGUUCCCCUUUGCACUGCCGCUGCAGCCGCCGCCGGUGGCGGUGCCGACGUCAGCUGCAGCGGCGGGGCCCUGCGCGACGGCGCUGGUGUUUGGGCGGGAGGAGAGCGGCCUGACGGAGGCUGAACUGCGGCUGUGCAGCUACGCCAGCGCCAUCCCCACGGGCCGCGUGCAGCCGUCCAUGAACCUGUCGCACGCGGUGGCGGCGGUGCUAGCGGAGCUCUUCAGCCGCCGCUGCGGGCUGCUGGCCGUGGCGUCGGCGGUGGCGGUGGACGAGGCGGCGGCGGCGGUGGACGCGGCCGGUAUUGGUGGCGGCGGGGGUGGCAGCGGGAGUGGGGGUGCCAGCGAGGGUGGGAGCGGAAGUGGCACCAGGCCGCUGCUGCGAAUGCCGGUGGGCGGCAGCGCGGCUGAGGAUGCGCGGGUGUCCACGUCCUUGCCGCCUGGGGCGACGGCGGCGGCUGCGAUCGCGGCAGCAGGGUUGGUGGGCGGGAGGCACGGCGGCGGCGGCAGCGUAGUGCCUGCAGAAGGGGCAGGAGAAGGGGCAGGGGCAGGCGUUGGGGCGCCGGACGCGGGGAUGCUGCCGGCGAGCGCGCAGGAGGUGGAGCUGCUUCUGCGCAAGGUGGCGGCGAUUGCGGAGGCGGUGGGCAUGAGCGGCGCGGAGAGCAAGGGCGGUGGCAACAACGGCAACCAUGGUCGGCGGCGGUUGCCGCUUGGGCACUUGCGCGCGGUGGUGUCCCGCGCGCGUGUGAACGCGGCGGAGAGCCGCUCGCUGCAUGGACUGGCUUCGGGCGUGUUGCAACGGCUGGAGCCCGGACACCCGCUAGAGGCGCGCAAGGCGCAGCGCAAGCAGGAGCAGCAGAAGGAGCCACAGGCGCCGGGAGGGAGGCAGGAGCAGCAGCCACAGGAGGGGAGGCGGGAACAGGAAGGGGAGACGGCAGGGAAGCAGGAGUAGGUGAUCUGCGAGCGUCGUAGGAGGAAGCUGGUUUGGGCAUGCGGAGGAGGAUGCUGGCAGGACAUGUGGCUGAAGUCUGCAAGUGCUUCGGCCGUUUGGCGUAGGUCGAGCAUCAUGAUAGGUCGCUGGUUUAUAGGGCAAGAGCCACUGCGGUUGUUUACGGCUUGUAUGUGUAAUGGCUAAUACGGUAAAAGCGCAUAGCCAUUUCAGUGCCCUCCACGAGUGAGACAUGCCCCCACGGUAGUAGGGCCAUUCGUUGCUCUCGCCAACGCCGCGAUCCCACACGCCGAAGCAAUGUGUUGAGUUUGCGCCUAGGACAGACGACUACUCAGGAAGGUGUAGCUCGACGGAGCUAUUGGGGCUUGCGCGGAGACAGGAUCAACCCACCUAGCU